UUGGGAAAAAAGCCACUGUGGAAAGUUACACAUCGGAGCACAAUACUUCGUAUUGGUUGCCCGUUGUAUGAUAGCGCUCAAAUUAUGGGGGAACCUUUUUUUUUUCUAUUGUGUUGCAUUUCUUGAAAUACUCGCGGCUUUCCGUAGCACUCCGUCUGCCUGCCCCCAAUUUCGUGCCGUGCAGACCAUACGCACUAUUGAGUCAAGCAUUUGAACCUGACAACCAAAAGCGUCAUCAUGAGUAGAAAUUACAACGACGAGUUGCAAUAUUUGGACAAGAUUGACACCAACUGCUGGAGAAUAAAAAAGGGCUUUGUUCCCAACAUGAAGGUGGAAGGAAUCUUCUACGUCAACGAGCCUCUAGAAAAAUUGAUGUUUGAGGAGCUGCGGAAUGCGUGUCGAGGAGGAGGUGUGGGUGGAUUCCUUCCAGCCAUGAAACAGAUCGGAAACGUGGCGGCCCUGCCCGGGAUCGUCAACAAAUCCAUUGGGCUCCCAGACGUCCACUCGGGUUACGGCUUCGCCAUCGGGAACAUGGCUGCCUUUGACAUGGACGACCCGGACGCGGUGGUGUCUCCGGGAGGCGUGGGCUUCGACAUCAACUGCGGCGUGCGUCUGCUGAGGACCAACCUGGAUGAGCGAGAUGUGCAGCCCGUCAAGGAGCAGCUGGCGCAAUCGCUCUUUGACCACAUCCCGGUCGGCGUCGGCUCCAAAGGCGUCAUCCCCAUGGGAGCCAAGGACCUGGAGGAGGCGCUGGAGAUGGGGGUGGACUGGUCGCUGCGCGAGGGCUACGCUUGGGCCGAGGACAAGGAGCAUUGCGAGGAGUACGGCAGGAUGCUGCAGGCCGACCCAAACAAGGUCUCGUCCAAGGCCAAGAAACGGGGACUGCCCCAGCUGGGAACGCUGGGAGCGGGAAACCACUACGCCGAGAUCCAGGUGGUGGACGAGAUUUACGACGACUACGCGGCCAAGAAGAUGGGCGUGGACCACAAGGGGCAGGUGUGCGUCAUGAUCCACAGCGGCAGCAGAGGCCUGGGUCAUCAGGUGGCCACAGACGCGCUGGUGGCCAUGGAGAAGGCCAUGAAGCGUGACAAGAUCGCCGUCAACGACCGGCAGCUGGCAUGCGCUCGCAUCACGUCGCAGGAAGGACAGGACUACCUGAAGGGAAUGGCCGCCGCCGGCAAUUACGCCUGGGUCAAUCGCUCGUCCAUGACCUUCCUCACCAGGCAGGCCUUCUCCAAAGUGUUCCAGAGCACGCCGGACGACCUGGACAUGCACGUCAUCUACGACGUGUCGCACAACAUCGCCAAGGUGGAGGAGCACAUGGUGGACGGACGCCAGCGCACCCUGCUGGUGCACCGCAAGGGCUCCACGCGCGCCUUCCCCCCCCACCACCCGCUCAUCCCCGUCGACUACCAGUUGACGGGCCAGCCGGUCCUGAUCGGGGGAACCAUGGGCACGUGCAGCUACGUCCUCACCGGCACCGAGCGCGGCAUGACCAACACUUUCGGAACCACAUGUCACGGAGCGGGUCGAGCUCUGUCCCGGGCCAAAUCCCGCCGCAAUCUGGACUUCCAGGACGUUCUGGACCAGCUGGCCGACAAAGGCAUCGCCAUCCGGGUGGCGUCCCCCAAACUGGUCAUGGAGGAGGCUCCCGAGUCGUACAAAAACGUGACGGAUGUGGUGGACACGUGUCACGAGGCCGGCAUCAGCAGGAAGGCCAUCAAACUGAGGCCCAUCGCCGUCAUCAAAGGAUAACCCAAAUAAAGGCUUCAUUCAAAGCGCA
Messenger RNA from Syngnathus typhle (broad-nosed pipefish), 1783 nucleotides. RefSeq names its product RNA 2',3'-cyclic phosphate and 5'-OH ligase (gene rtcb). Gene Ontology annotation, cellular component: nucleus; tRNA-splicing ligase complex. Gene Ontology annotation, biological process: tRNA splicing, via endonucleolytic cleavage and ligation. Gene Ontology annotation, molecular function: RNA ligase (ATP) activity. Bases 238 to 1755 code for a protein of 505 amino acids. The record is from RefSeq and is a predicted model, not a curated record. NCBI's taxonomy places the organism in Eukaryota, Metazoa, Chordata, Actinopteri, Syngnathiformes, Syngnathidae. The transcript has 12 exons.